AUGAGCAAGUGGGAUGAAGAAGCCAUUAAUAUGGAUCACCAUGCAUGUUACGUUCUACGCGUUUGGGGCCGUUGGGCCAUUGGCGGGAAACAUUUAAGGAAAUCAAAAAUUGGAACUGGUUUUUAG
Eutrema salsugineum is the source of this 126-nucleotide messenger RNA. RefSeq lists its product as uncharacterized. The transcript is spliced from 2 exons. The coding region runs from base 1 to 126 and encodes 41 amino acids. The record is from RefSeq and is a predicted model, not a curated record. NCBI's taxonomy places the organism in Eukaryota, Viridiplantae, Streptophyta, Magnoliopsida, Brassicales, Brassicaceae.